This is a messenger RNA of Arabidopsis lyrata subsp. lyrata, 2294 nucleotides long. Its product is annotated as protein LYK5. Gene Ontology annotation, biological process: protein phosphorylation. The transcript has a single exon. Gene Ontology annotation, molecular function: ATP binding; protein kinase activity. Bases 137 to 2155 code for a protein of 672 amino acids. NCBI's taxonomy places the organism in Eukaryota, Viridiplantae, Streptophyta, Magnoliopsida, Brassicales, Brassicaceae. The record is from RefSeq and is a predicted model, not a curated record.
GUCAACACAUACGACGCGUUUCUGUUGACUAAAUAAGUCCUCGCCGUCUCCUUUGGUUCAUCAUCCAUCAUCCUCUUUGUUUAAAUCAGGAGAAAGCUCACGAGAAUCCCUCUUCAAAUCAGAAACACCACAAAACAUGGCUGCGCGUACACUCCACGCGCUCUCAGUCUCCACCUUAUUCCUCCUCCUCCUCUUCUUCGCCGCAUCACCAGCGAAAGCUCAGCAACCGUACGUCAACAACCACCAGCUCGCCUGCGAGGUCCGCGAUUUCGACAACAUAACCAACGGAUUCACAUGUAAUGGCCCAAUUUCUUGCCGCUCCUACCUCACUUUCUAUUCUCAACCACCGUACAACACGGCGGACUCAAUCGCCAAACUCUUAAACGUUUCUGCCGCAGAGAUCCAAUCAAUCAACAAACUUCCCACCGUCACCACCAGAAUCCGUACCCGUGACUUGGUCGUGAUCCCAGCUAACUGCUCCUGCUCCUCCUCCUCCUCCUCCUCCGGAGGAUUUUACCAGCACAACGCCACUUACAAUCUCUCCGGCAACAGAGGGGAAGAGACUUAUUUCUCGGUGGCUAACGAUACUUACCAAGCUUUGUCCACGUGUCAAGCCAUGAUGUCACAGAACCGUUACGGCGAGAAAGAACUAACCCCCGGAUUAAACCUCCUUGUUCCUCUCCGGUGUGCUUGCCCCACCGCGAAACAAACCGCCGCCGGUUUUAAAUAUCUCUUGACUUACUUAGUCGCCAGGGGAGAUAGUAUCUCCGUCAUCGCCGAUAGGUUCAAUAGCACAACCGCUGCUAUAACCGAAGGUAACGAGCUUACAUCAGAAGACACUAUCUACUUCUUCACGCCGGUUCUUGUUCCUCUCAGAACUGAACCUACCAAAAUCGUUAUAUCUCCGUCGCCUCCUCCUCCACCUGUUAUUGCUACGCCGCCUCAAACGCCGGUGGAUCCUCCGGGAUCUUCUUCUUCUUCUCACAAAUCGAUUUACAUCGGCAUUGGAAUCGGAGCUGGUUUGCUUCUCUUAAUCUCUAUCUUAGCUCUCUGCUUCUACAAACGAAGGUCUAAGAACAAAUCAUCGUCGUCGUCGUUACCGGAGGAGAAUAAGCUCUUUGAUUCAUCUACCAAACAAUCUAUUCCCACAACAACGACUCAAUGGUCAAUAGAUUUAUCCAAUUCAUCAGAAGCUUUCGGUCUGAAAUCCGCCAUAGAAUCUCUAACACUAUACAGAUUCAACGAUCUUCAAUCCGCUACUUCGAAUUUCAGCGACGAAAACAGAAUCAAAGGCUCUGUUUAUCGCGCGACGAUCAACGGAGAUGAUGCGGCUGUUAAAGUGAUCAAAGGAGAUGUUUCUUCCUCUGAGAUCAACCUUUUGAAGAAGCUAAAUCAUUCUAAUAUCAUCCGUCUCUCCGGUUUCUGUAUCCGCGAAGGAACCUCGUACCUCGUCUUCGAGUAUUCGGAGAAUGGAUCGAUCAGUGAUUGGCUUCACUCAUCGGAUAAGAAAGUUCUGACAUGGAAACAGAGAGUUGAAAUAGCUAGGGAUGUAGCAGAGGCAUUAGACUAUCUUCAUAACUACAUAACUCCACCUCAUAUCCACAAGAACUUGGAAUCCACAAACAUACUUCUUGAUUCUAAUUUCAGAGCCAAGAUUGCGAAUUUCGGGGUUGCGAGGAUUCUUGAUGAAGGUGAUCUUGAUCUUCAGUUAACAAGACAUGUUGAAGGAACACAAGGCUACUUAGCUCCAGAGUAUGUGGAGAAUGGAGUCAUUACUCCGAAACUUGAUGUGUUUGCUUUUGGAGUUGUGGUUCUUGAGCUUCUUUCAGGGAGAGAAGCAGUGACAAUACAUAAGAAGAAAGAGAAGGAAGAAGAAGAAGAAGUGGAGAUGUUGUGUAAAGUGAUAAACAAUGUGCUUGGAGGAGAGAAUGUGAGAGAGAAGUUAAAAGAGUUCAUGGAUCCAUCUCUAGGAAAUGAGUAUCCGUUGGAGCUGGCUUACACCAUGGCUCAGCUUGCUAAGAGCUGCGUCGCAACUGAUCUUAACUCGCGCCCAUCUGUCACUCAGGUUCUAACCACGCUUUCGAUGAUCGUCUCCUCCUCCAUCGAUUGGGAGCCUUCUGAUGACCUUCUUCGUUCGGGCUCUCUUGGCAACUAGUUUAGUUUUUUUUUUCUUAUUGGUAGUCAAUAAGUAUUUAGAUUUUAGAUAAGGACCAUAAGGCUAAAACGUUGAGAUCAAAUAAGUACCACACUGUGAAACAAAGUAAUAAGAAGAUAUCAUAGAGAAACUUUAUUUA